Messenger RNA from Morone saxatilis (striped sea-bass), 1427 nucleotides. Its product is annotated as claudin-19. Gene Ontology annotation, cellular component: bicellular tight junction; plasma membrane. Lineage: Eukaryota; Metazoa; Chordata; Actinopteri; Moronidae. The record is from RefSeq and is a predicted model, not a curated record. Gene Ontology annotation, molecular function: structural molecule activity. The transcript has 4 exons. The coding region runs from base 159 to 770 and encodes 203 amino acids. Gene Ontology annotation, biological process: bicellular tight junction assembly; cell adhesion.
AGCAGUGCGGAGAAACUUACCGGGAGGUCGUUUUACAUCAGCCACUAUUUAACGACUUCUCAUUGAGUUUCUAACUUUUUUUCCUCCUGGUCACUUUUCCAACCGAGUUCCCGGGUUUUUACUUGAAUUCACUGAACUCUGCUCUUAUCUCGACCAAUAUGGCCAGCUCGGGACUGCAGCUGCUCGGUUUCCUCCUCUCACUGGUGGGUCUCGCUGCCACUGUGGCCGCUACUUUCAUGGUUGAAUGGAAGAAGCAGACCCAGGGAAAGACGCACCGCAUCUUCGACGGCUUGUGGAUGAGCUGCAGUGGCUACGAGAGAACAACCUGUGAACUUUACCAGUCCCUGCUCAAGCUGCCAGAUGAGGUCCAGGCCACCAGGGCGGUGAUGCUGCUCAGCAUCUUCCUCUCCACUGUGGCGCUGAUGAUCUCCACAGUGGGAAUGAAGUGCACCCACUUCAUGGACAGCAAGCCGGAGAGCAAAUCCACAACAGCUAUGAUCGGAGGAAUCAUGUUCAUGGUUUCAGGUUUAUUGACCAUCAUCAUAACCUCCUGGUAUGUCAAAAUGAUUGUUGACACCUCCCAUAAUGCCCAUCAUCUGGACAACUUUGAGUUUGGUAAGGCGGUGUUUGUCAGCUGGGUUGGUGGCCUCCUCACUAUGGCGGGUGGUUCUUUCCUGAGCUGUCGGAGAUGCUCACGGUCCGAGUCGAACGAGUCCAUUAGCGGAAACCACCUGUUCCCCACCACCAACCAAAAGUCCAACUACGUCUAAUGGAGGAAAGCUGGGGGGCCCAGGAGAGGCCUUGAUACAGGCAAACUGAAGCAGGCUGUUGUUUCUAGGAUGAGGAAAUGUCCCACUGCCGGAUUAUAAAUACAACCUACUGAACAUAAAGACAAUAACCAGGAUCGGGAUUACACACCAGAUCAGACUGUGUGUAAUGAUUUUGAGCCCCAUUUUUCAGUAUUGAUCUUUUCUGUACUUACUGUAUGUAUGUUUGUUACUCGGUUGCCAUCGGUCACUGCAGCAAUUUCUGCUGCUGUCAUCUGUUUGUCUGUUUUCCAAUCCGAGAAAUAUAAAUACGGACUCCAUUUUUAAAUCACUUCAGUUUACACACUAUGACUUUUCUCAGCCUGUUUGUAUAUGAAAUCAUAAAUGUACUCUUCACAGGUAGCAAUGAAGAACUUUAGGUUAUGUAAGAAUAGUUUACAGUGUAGAAAUAAAGUUUUGACUCUAGCAAGAUUACUUUACGCUGUAAUAUCCCUUUACCUCCUCAGUUUCACACUGGUGUUAAUGUAGAUUUGUUUGUGUGUUGUUAAUUAUAUGUAAGUACAAGUAUAUUUUCUUGGUGUAUUUUUACGUAAUUUUGUUAUUUGUAUUGUUUUGUGGCAGUGUGACAGAUGUAUGUACGGUUUGAAAAUAAAAAUAAAU